AUGACUUGUUCGACCAGUUACAAGGUGCCAAAUGCUUUUCGAAGAUCGACUUGCGAUCCAGUUAUCAUCAGCUACGAGUCAGGGAUAUUGAUAUCCCAAAAACAACAUUUAGGACGAGCUUUUCUUGGUCAUGUUAUUACCAGCGAUAGUAUCAAGUUUGAUGGCCAAAACCUUGAAGCGGUGAUGACUUGGCCGAGGCCCUUGAAUCCGACAGAGGUUCGUAGUUUUUUAGGCUUGGCAGGGUAUUACCGAAGGUUUGUGGAAGGAUUUUCCUCUAUUUCUGCACCAUUGACGAAGCUGACACAUAAGAGAGCUAAGUUUCAGUGGACUGAGGCAUGUGAAAAAAGUUUUCAGGAGCUAAAGAAAAGGCUUAUGACGGCAUCUGUCUUGACUCUUCCGGAUGGCACCGAGGAUGCAGAGGGUGGACACAUUCUCGUUCAGAAUACGGCAAAAUCUUCUUUUGUUACUAAAGUGAAAGAGCGACAACACGAGGAUCCUGAGCUUAUAAAACUGAGGGAAAGUAUUCCACAGCAGAGACAACCUUUAUUUGAGCUAACUGGAGAUGGAGUCCUUAGAUACCAGGGCCGCUUAUGUGUACCGAUAGUCGGAGAGCUCCGUGCCAAGAUUCUUUCGGAGGCCCAUUAUUUUAGAUAUGCAGUUCACCCCGGAGCGACAAAGAUGCUUACAAAAUUUGCUCAUUUUAUGCCAGUCAGGACGACAUAUUUAACCGAGGAUUAUGCCAAGCUUUACAUUCGGGAGAUUGUGCGCCUUCAUGGGGGCGUCAUGAGAUUUGGAAAAAAGGGGAAGCUCAUCCCCAGGUAUGUUGGACCGGAUAAGAUUAUUCGGAGGAUUGGUAGGGUGGCGUACGAGCUUGAUUUGCCUUCAGAAUUGGGAGCAGUCCAUCCUGUGUUUCAUGUAUGUAUGUUGCGGAAGUGUAUUGGAGAUCCUUCACGUAUUACGCCCAUUGAGGAUAUUCACAUUGCUAAAGACUUAUCUUACGUAGAGGUACCAGUAGCUAUUUUAGAUCGGCAGGUAAGAAAGCUUCGAACUAAAGAAGUGGCUUCCGUGAAAGUGUUAUGGCGAAAUAACAACAUCGAGGAAAUGACCUGGGAAGCUGAGGAGGAAAUGAGGAAGAAGUACCCCUACCUAUUUACGACUUAA
Molecule: messenger RNA, 1161 nt
Organism: Nicotiana tabacum (common tobacco)
Lineage: Eukaryota; Viridiplantae; Streptophyta; Magnoliopsida; Solanales; Solanaceae
Source: RefSeq, a predicted model, not a curated record